AUGUCCUCGUUGUGUUCGGAGAGUGGUUCGGAAGAGUCUUUAUUGACUGAGAGGGAGAAAAAGCAGUGUGAGGAAUAUGGGAGAGAGGUGGCCGCUAUUGUGAUGCAGAUGAAUCACAUUCCAGAAAUGUAUAGGGAUAGGGAUUACUGUAGGUGUGUGGUGGAUUUAAGACAAUUGUAUAAAAAGUUUGAAAGUAGGAUUGCUUCAUGGCCCGAUGAUAAACGACGAGAAGCCAAUGAAAUUGUUGCUGAAUUUGUUGGUAAUACCGAUCUUGGGGCAGUGGUUGAUACAGCAGAGCGUGCUCUUGCAGGCGCUAAUGGGAAUACUGGUUCAGGCGGUUCGUCGGGUAAUAACGGUGGUAUUUCUUCUUUUUUUGCUGCAUUUUGGGAAUUUGUGAAGGAAAAUCCUAAAGUGGUUGGUGCAGUGGCAUUGAUAUUGCUAGGGGGCGGCAUGUGUAUUUACUGGAGGUGUGAAAUUGUCGGAUUUCUUUGGCGACUGCCGAAGGGCACUUUUGGUUUACUAAAGGAGUUUUGUGUAUCCCUGGUGGAACGUGUGAGUUCCCUUUCACUACGUGACCUUCGUAUUCUUGUUUUGAGAGAGCUGAAGACCAUUUUUGGAUUACCAGAGAUUACUGAACCCCUGGUGGAAUGUGUGAAUUCCCUUUCAGGACCUUUACUUUUGCUUCUUCUUUUGCUGUUGGGUUCCUGGCCUCGGAAUAAAAACUGA
Molecule: messenger RNA, 726 nt
Organism: Trypanosoma theileri
Lineage: Eukaryota; Euglenozoa; Kinetoplastea; Trypanosomatida; Trypanosomatidae
Exons: 1
Coding region: 1-726 (241 amino acids)
Source: RefSeq, a predicted model, not a curated record